Messenger RNA from Coffea eugenioides, 1613 nucleotides. RefSeq names its product histone acetyltransferase of the MYST family 1-like. Gene Ontology annotation, biological process: regulation of DNA-templated transcription. NCBI's taxonomy places the organism in Eukaryota, Viridiplantae, Streptophyta, Magnoliopsida, Gentianales, Rubiaceae. The record is from RefSeq and is a predicted model, not a curated record. The transcript has 9 exons. The coding region runs from base 33 to 1346 and encodes 437 amino acids. Gene Ontology annotation, molecular function: histone acetyltransferase activity.
UCCAUCGGAAGGGAAAAAAAGAAUAGUACAAAAUGGGUUCAAUAGAACCACCGACAAAUGCAGAAAACGGCUCACUUACGUUCACCGCCGCCGUCACCGGCGGAGCGGCACAACUGUCUGAAUCCACCGGAGCUCCGGCUGGAGAGAACGACGUCGCGAAGAAGAGGAAGGCCAGCAUGCUUCCCUUGGAAGUAGGUACUCGAGUCUUGUGCCGUUGGAGGGACAACAAAUAUCAUCCCGUGAAAGUCAUCGAACGCCGGAAACUUCCCGGCAGUGGGGCGAACGACUAUGAGUACUACGUCCACUAUACCGAGUUUAAUAGGAGGCUUGAUGAAUGGGUGAAACUGGAGCAGCUUGAUCUUGAUUCAGUUGAGACUGUUGUGGAUGAAAAAGUGGAGGACAAGGUAACAAGCUUGAAAAUGACUCGUCAUCAAAAACGCAAGAUUGAUGAGACACAUGUGGAGGGGCAUGAAGAGCUUGAUGCUGCCAGCUUGCGUGAACACGAAGAAUUCACAAAGGUGAAGAAUAUUGCCACAAUAGAGCUCGGAAGAUAUGAGAUUGAGACAUGGUACUUCUCCCCCUUUCCACCAGAAUACAAUGACUGUGUGAAGCUCUACUUUUGUGAAUUUUGCCUCAAUUUCAUGAAGCGCAAAGAACAGCUUCAGAGGCAUAUGAGGAAAUGCGAUCUUAAGCAUCCUCCUGGUGAUGAGAUAUAUCGAUGUGGUACCUUGUCAAUGUUUGAGGUUGAUGGGAAGAAGAACAAAGUUUAUGGACAGAACCUGUGCUACCUUGCAAAACUAUUUCUUGAUCACAAGACCCUUUACUAUGAUGUGGACUUGUUUCUGUUCUAUGUGUUGUGUGAAUGUGAUGAUCGUGGUUGCCACAUGGUUGGCUAUUUUUCGAAGGAAAAGCAUUCUGAGGAGUCCUACAAUUUGGCCUGCAUUCUGACUCUUCCUCCUUAUCAGAGGAAAGGCUAUGGGAAAUUUUUAAUUGCUUUUUCAUAUGAACUUUCAAAAAAAGAAGGCAAGGUUGGUACACCAGAAAGACCUCUUUCUGACCUUGGACUUUUGAGCUAUCGGGGAUACUGGACUCGUGUUCUGUUAGACAUAUUGAAGAAGCACAAGGGCAACAUCUCUAUCAAGGAGCUUAGUGACAUGACAGCCAUCAAGGCUGAGGAUAUCUUGACUACACUUCAAACAUUAGAGUUGAUCCAAUACAGAAAAGGGCAGCAUGUCAUCUGUGCAGAUCCCAAGGUCUUGGAUCGUCAUCUGAAAGCAGCUGGUCGGGGCGGUCUAGAUGUUGAUGUUAGUAAAUUGAUAUGGACUCCGUAUAAAGAGCAGAGCUAAGUACUUUGGUUAUCAAAGUUUUCUGUGGCUUAUUAACCCUUGUGUACAUGUGUAGAAUAGUUUAAAGUUGGAAAACCAGGUGACUUUCUCUGCUAAAUACUUCAGUCGAAGGAUGUUAUUGGGGUGGAUAGGUAUGUUGACACAUUGUUAUUAACUGGUUGUAAGUUGUAACAUAGGCACAUGUAAAAUGUAGCAUCUACUUAAUGUUGCCAAGAGACCAGAGCCUUUCUUUAUUAUCUACUGUGCCAACACGUUGCUAUUAUGAAA